AUGAAGCGGGUGCUCGCCGGCCUCGUCCUUGCCUCGACGGCUUGGCAGGCUGUCGCUUGGCCCUACAAUGCAUCGCUCGCAGAUUAUAAUUUGAACCAGAACAAAACUGCGACAAAUCCUGCAGAUUAUUGGGGGCAAUGGCCAAACCACACCGGUGAUUAUUUUCCGUCUCCGGAUAACUGGCGAUUCCCGUUUUACACCCUGAUGCUUGAUCGCUUUGUGAACGGAGAUCCAACCAACGAUAAUUACAACAAUUCAGUAUGGGAACAUGAUAUCUGGUCAACACAAAUGCGUCAUGGCGGAGAUGUAGCUGGUCUCGUCGAUACGCUGGAUUAUUUGCAGGGAAUGGGCAUCAAGGGAAUUUAUCUGGCUGGCACAGUUCUCAUGAAUCAACCCUGGGGCUAUGAUGGCUAUUCAGCGCUGGAUACGACCUUGCUCGACGGACACUACGGAAAUCUGGCACAAUGGCGACAUGCAAUCACGGAGAUCCACAAACGUGGGAUGUACGUCAUUUUCGACAACACGCUUGCGACAAUGGGAGAUCUGAUCGGAUUCGAGGGUUACCUGAAUACCUCGGCGCCUUUCACAGUGGACGAGCAUAAAGUCGAAUGGAAGACCGCUCGGCGAUACGUAGAUUUCGAUUUCGGUAACAGUUAUAACGAGACCUGCGAUUAUCCCCGAUUCUGGUAUGAAAACGGCUAUCCCGUCCAGAAGACGGUCACCGAUUCCCUGGUUGGCUGCUACGACAGUGACUUCGAUCAAUAUGGUGAUAUCGAGGCCUUCGGAGUGUUUCCAGACUGGAAGCGUGAAUUGGCCAAGUUUGCUUCCGUGCAGGACCGCCUGCGUGAAUGGCACCCGUCAGUCCGAGAAAGACUGAUCCGGCAUUCGUGUCUGGUGAUAUACCAGCUUGAUGUCGAUGGUUUCCGCUACGAUAAAGCCACGCAGGCUACAGUUGAUGCUUUGGGUGAUAUGUCAGCUGCUUAUCGCGAAUGCGCCCGGGCAGUAGGGAAGGAGAACUUCUUCAUAGCUGGAGAAAUUACGGGUGGCAACACCUUUGGAUCGGUCUAUUUAGGGCGGGGUCGGCAACCUGAUCAGUAUCCAUCCUCGAUUGAGGUUGCCAUGAACCUCACGAAUACCUCAGAGCCGCAAUACUUCCUGCGAGAGGAGGGCAUGAAUGCUAUCGAUGGUGCCGCAUUUCAUUAUUCGAUCUAUCGAAAUCUCGAACGAUUCCUGGGAAUGGACGGCAGCUUGUCCGCCGGAUACGAUGUAUCGGUGGAAUUUGUCACUGCCUGGAACGAGAUGUUGAUCUCGAAUGACUUCAUCAAUCCUAACACCGGUGAAUUUGAUCCUCGACACAUGUACGGUGUCACCAACCAAGAUGUCUUUCGCUGGCCAACGCUGGAGAAGGGAACCGAGCGCCAGCUGCUUGGUCAAUUCGUUACAACCUUGCUUCUGCCCGGGAUUCCUCUACUGCUGUGGGGAGAGGAACAGGCAUUCUAUGUCCUGGAUGCUACUGCGUCAAAUUACAUCUUUGGACGACAAUCCAUGUCGCCGGCUACUGCCUGGCACACUCACGGAUGUUUUUCUCUCGACUCCUCGACCUUUUACGACUGGCCUAUUACAAGGGGUCGUCACGCGUGCGAGGAUAUCACGGUAACCUAUGACCAUCGGGAUCCCUCCCACCCAGCUCGCAACAUCAUAAAACACAUGUACCAAAUGCGCGUCGACUUCCCCGUGCUCAAUGACGGCUACAAUGUUACCAAACUGUCGAAUCACACCGAAAAUGUAUACUACCCUGGAUCCAACGGAACGGCUACCGAAACCGGUCUCUGGUCGGUUCUCCGUGGCAUUAGCUCUGACUUCCAGGACCUGGGAACAGGCAAUAACCAGGCGGUUUGGUUAGUGUAUCACAAUACUAACCGGACAAUCGACUACACAUUCGAUUGCAGUGACAAUGACAGUGCAUUGAUAUCUCCUUUCGACACCGGAACCUGGGUCAAGAACCUCUUCUACCCCUUCGAUGAACAUGAAUUGAGCAGCAGUCCGCAAAAGCUUGGCAUCAAUGGGUCUACGGCCUAUAACGGUUGUCUUUCCAACAUGACGAUGAAGGCUUACGAGUUCCGCGCGUAUGUCCCGCGUGCUAAGUUUACCAAGCCCCGGCCUAUGAUCACUGGUUUGUCCCCGGGGCAUGAUGCUCCCGUGCGAUCCACUGUUGCACCUGAUGAGGAUGAAUCGGUUCAAAUCAAGAUCUACUUCUCCGAAGCCAUGAACUGUGAUUCAGUCACGAGUUCCAUCUACGUCAAUUCUUCUACCGAGGCAGGGAAAACUCCAUCGAUAGACACGGACAGUGUCAGUUGUAAAGCCGCUACACUCAACGAGACCGGCAGCGACUGGCCCGGAUUCAUUCCUAGCGCCUGGGUAUGGCAAGGAAACUUGACUGGCGUGUACAAUGGUAUUCAUCGCAUAACCGUGAACAACGCUAGUAACACCUACAAGAACGAGACCACAGAUUCAGUUGAUCACUUUCUCCUCAGAAUCGGUCAAAUAGACAACCCGAUGAUAUAUACGACCGCCAAUUACUCCAGCAGCCUGCUUCACAAAUACGAAAAUGGCUCGCUAUACAUCCAGCAUCAUGCUGCUGGCGCAGACAAGUGGCGAUACACCACAAACUGGGGCUCCACUUACUCGGACUGGAUGGAUUACACAGGUGGAAACACUACCAUAUCUGAGUUGUCCUGGUCUGGCACGAGCAAGCAAGCCUGGGACGGGUAUCACGUCCGCGCCGAAUACUGGAAUAGAUGGUCGGGUAGCAGCGACUACGUGCAGGAAGGCGAUACAGACUGGAAGAAGGGCCCUCGACGCUUUCCACAUAUCUUCUGGGAAGGUCCCUACAAUGAAUACGGAUACGACGCCGGAUUGGAUAGCGAGAUACGCCUGGAUGCAGAUGAUGGGCUGUGGAAGUACCAUUUCACUUAUGAGUGGCCAGCAAUUGGGCAGGUCAGCAUCUGGGGAAUGAACCCGGAUGGUUCGCCGGAUGAAGGAUGGGUGAUGGGUGAUGCUGAUAACGAUUCUGUCCUUGAUCGGAUGCCUCCAUCGUCCCUCUCCGAAACGGUAAUCAAUAUAACAGCUCAUCCGCCUUCACCCUACAUCUCCUGGAAGCUUAUCAUCGACGAUGCCACCCAGAAGUUCCAACUAGUUCCGGUAGGACACCAAGCGACGCAGAUUGCGAUGUUUGUGUUAUUCUGGAUCGUUCCCCCUCUGUCAGCUGCGGCGUGUUUCUGGGUCUUCCUCAAGUCCUUCUACAAAGUCAAGUUCAACCAGGUUGGUGUGGACCAGAAGCAGUCUGGCUUCGCAAUUGCCCUGCGCCGAAGGUUCGAAAGAAAAACUCCAGGUGGGGGGGACUACAACCGUCUCAACCCCAUCAUGCGACUAGCCAAUAAAUCAGGCUUGCUGCAAACCGCCACCCCUUUCAGCGCUGCUGCGGCCGCUGGUAAGCGCCGCAUGGUGUUGAUCGCCACCAUGGAGUACGAUAUUGAAGACUGGGCGAUUAAGAUCAAAAUCGGAGGUCUUGGUGUGAUGGCGCAGUUAAUGGGAAAGACCCUUAGCCACCAGGAUCUCAUUUGGGUGGUUCCCUGUGUGGGAGACGUUGAGUACCCUGUUGACACCCCAGCUGAGUCAAUUCUGGUGACACUUAUGGGUACGGAGUAUGAGGUGCAAGUGCAAUAUCAUUACCUGAACAACAUCACCUACAUCCUCCUCGAUGCUCCGGUCUUUCGCCAACAAACAAAGUCAAAUCCGUACCCCGCGCGCAUGGACGAUCUGGAAAGUGCUGUCUAUUAUUCGGCAUGGAAUCAAUGUAUUGCAGCUGUAUGCAAGCGCUUCCCCAUCGAUUUGUAUCACAUCAACGACUACCACGGCUCAUUGGCACCCCUCUACCUGCUCCCGGAGACGAUUCCCGUCUGCCUCUCCCUACACAAUGCGGAAUUCCAGGGUCUUUGGCCUGUCCGAACAGCCACCGAACGUGAAGAGGUACAGUCAGUUUUCAACCUCAGUGCAGACGUUAUGAAGCAAUAUGUGCAAUUUGGUGAGGUAUUUAACCUGUUGCAUGCCGGAGCCAGUUAUCUACGCAUCCACCAGCGUGGCUUUGGCGCAGUCGGCGUGUCGAAAAAGUACGGCAAACGAUCCUACGCCCGGUACCCCAUCUUUUGGGGAUUGCAAAAAGUGGGCAACCUUCCCAAUCCUGACCCCUCUGACUUGGGAGAAUGGAGCAAGGAGCAAGCCAUGGCAGUCCAACGAGGCGACGUCGCGGUCGAUCCGGAUUAUGAAGCAGGUCGUGGUGCGCUUAAACUUCAGGCGCAAGAGUGGGCUGGGCUCAACCAGGACCCUGAAGCUGAGUUGUUCGUUUUUGUGGGCCGAUGGUCCAUGCAAAAAGGUGUCGACCUCAUUGCGGAUAUCAUGCCCUCGGUCAUUGAAGCCAAUCCGAAGGUACAACUAAUCUGUGUUGGCCCUGUCAUUGAUCUUUACGGAAAGUUUGCUGCGCUCAAGCUCGAUCAGAUGAUGAAAAUCUACCCUGGUCGAGUCUUUUCACGGCCGGAAUUCACUGCCCUUCCUCCGUACAUAUUUUCGGGGGCGGAGUUCGCUUUGAUUCCCUCCCGAGACGAACCGUUCGGCCUUGUGGCGGUAGAAUUCGGUCGAAAGGGUGCAUUAGGCGUGGGAGCUCGUGUUGGUGGACUGGGACAAAUGCCUGGAUGGUGGUACAACGUCGAAUCAACCUCUACAUACCAUCUCCUUGAUCAAUUUAGACAAGCGAUUGAUGCCGCGUUAGAAUCUAAGCAGGCAACCCGUGCAAAAAUGCGGGCUCGCUCAGCUAAACAGCGAUUCCCCGUCGCGCAAUGGGUGGAGGAUUUGGAGAUCCUCCAAACGACGUCCAUACAAGUCCAUAGCAAGACAGCUAAAGGCAACGGACGCCCUCGGACCCCUAACACGGGCGCCUUCCAAAGCAGCAGCGUGUCGUCCAGGCCGUCGAGUGCUUUCUGGCCUUCAUCGGGCACACAGACCCCCAUGGUUCAUUCCCGUGAGGGCAGCUACACCAACCUCAACCGACUCAGCGACUUCGCUGCCCUAUCCGAUCCCACCGAGAGACCAGUUUCAGGUUUACAACGCAAACUCUCGCUUGGUGUCCGCUCUGGUCCUGGUCAUAGGCCUCGUGCCACCCGGUCUCAAUCUUCCCACGACGAGCUAUCCGUGACGGAGGAACAUACCGAAGAUGUGGCUACCGAUGUCGAGGGUGAUGAUUUCCCAGACAAUGAAUAUGUCCCUACCUCUGCGGAGUUGGAAGCAGCCCGUCGCAUGCAAGCUGCUCAGCGACCAGGGUCUUCGGCCAUAACCAGCUCUCACUUCGCCCGCGAUAGCCAAUCUCUGACUGUUCCUGGAACACCAGGGUCACCCAAUAUGGCCGAGCAAAGCCUGCUGCCUCCCGCUGGCCUCAAGGAGGUCAGCAACCGGAUGAGUACAGCAUCGUUGCUUUCUGUCGAUAUGGUGGUGGGACAGAAGAAGGACUUCCGCUUGCAAAAGGUGGAUCCGUUUUUCACGGAUAGCACGGGAGAGUAUUACAAUAUCUUCGAGCAAAAGUUGCAAAACCUUAAGGGUAGCAAUUCCGAGUCAGACUUUUGUAUCGAGGAAUUCUUGAUUAAGAGUGAAAAGGAGUGGUUCGAACGAUUCCACGACGCCAAAUUGGGUCGGCUAAAGUCACCAGCCCCCUCCGUCUUCCGUGAUAAGCAGGGAUCCGUUUCCGUUGUUUCGAGGGAAGAUGGGUCCAGCUUUAAUGCCGAGAGCUCCCACGAACAUGGAUCUGAAGUCGACGAUGAAUUCUUGCUCGGAAAGGACUAUAGCCCCCCAGCUGGUAUCAGGCUUUGGAUGCAGAUCCGCAUCGGUAACUGGCCCGUAUACUCCAUCUUCCUUGCACUAGGCCAGAUCCUCGCUGCCAAUUCCUACCAAAUUACGCUCUUGACUGGCCAAGUCGGAGAAACUGCAUUGAAGUUAUACGGCAUUGCCUUGACCUACCUCAUUGCAUCGAUUUGCUGGUGGUUGAUCUACCGCUAUUUCAAAUCCGUCGUUUGUCUGUCCCUCCCGUGGUUAUUCUACGGCAUCGCAUUCGUUCUGAUAGGGUCCGCCCAUUGGGUCGAUAAUUCUUUCAACCGUGGCUGGAUUCAAAAUAUCGGAAGCGGGGCGUAUGCGGUUGCAUCUGCCAGUGGCUCCCUGUUCUUCGCAUUGAACUUCGGCGACGAAGGUGGUGCUCCCAUGGAGGUUUGGAUAUUCAGAGCUUGCAUUGUUCAGGGCUUGCAACAGGCAUAUGUCAUUGCCCUCUGGUACUGGGGAUCCUCUAUGAGCACCGCAUCUAGUGAGGGCGUCUCGACGACGACGACUGGAGUGGCUGGCUCUUGGAAGAUGACUGCCAUUUGCUACCCCAUUGCUCUAGUCGUAACAAUUAUCGGGUUCCUUCUCUUCCGUGGCUUGCCCAACUACUACCACCAGGCCCCAGGCAAGAUCGCCUCGUUCUACAAAGCAGUCUUUCGUCGAAAGAUCGUGCUUUGGAACUUCGUCUUCGUCAUCCUGCAGAACUUCUUCCUUAGUGCCCCCUACGGCCGAAAUUGGAGUUUCCUCUGGUCCUCCACCCACGCCCAAGCCUGGCAAGUCGGCAUCCUUUGUAUCGUCUUCUUCGGCUUCGUGUGGGUCGGCUUCCUCUUCCUCGUCAGCAAAUACCUCAAAGCGCACAGCUGGUCCCUACCCCUAAUAGCCUGUGGUCUCGGAGCCCCCCGCUGGGCUCAAAUCUGGUGGGGAAUCUCCGGUAUCGGGUACUUCCUACCAUGGGUAUCCGGCGGAUACGUCGGGGGAGCACUCGCAUCGCGCAGUCUCUGGCUCUGGCUUGGCGUCUUGGAUAGCAUCCAGGGUCUGGGAUUCGGAAUUAUUUUACUCCAAACGCUAACGCGCACGCACAUGCUCUUCACUUUGAUUUGUUCCCAGGUGUUGGGCUCGAUUGCUACUAUUGCGGCGAGAGGGUUUGGGCCGAAUAAGCUGGGCCCGGGGCCUAUCUCGCCUGAUCCGACGUUUGGAGUGAGUGCGGUGGCAAAUGCGUGGUUUUGGGUUGGGUUGUUUUGUCAGUUGAUUAUUUGUGCUGGGUUCUUGUUGUUCUUCCGUAAGGAGCAGCUGGCUAAGCCCUAA
Aspergillus welwitschiae is the source of this 7221-nucleotide messenger RNA. RefSeq names its product alpha-1,3-glucan synthase. Gene Ontology annotation, cellular component: fungal-type cell wall. Gene Ontology annotation, molecular function: alpha-1,3-glucan synthase activity. The record is from RefSeq and is a predicted model, not a curated record. NCBI's taxonomy places the organism in Eukaryota, Fungi, Ascomycota, Eurotiomycetes, Eurotiales, Aspergillaceae. Bases 1 to 7221 code for a protein of 2406 amino acids. Gene Ontology annotation, biological process: fungal-type cell wall (1->3)-alpha-glucan biosynthetic process. The transcript has 7 exons.